Molecule: messenger RNA, 1045 nt
Organism: Camelina sativa (false flax)
Lineage: Eukaryota; Viridiplantae; Streptophyta; Magnoliopsida; Brassicales; Brassicaceae
Product: tropinone reductase homolog At2g29330
Molecular function (GO): oxidoreductase activity
Source: RefSeq, a predicted model, not a curated record
UUUCAAUUUCAAUGAUUUAUCCUCAUCCCAUUUCCUAGUUCCUAUAUAUAUGAUCUGUGUAAUCUCUGGUUAGUGAUAAGUCAUAGAUAAUAAUGGAAAGCAGCAGAUGGAGUCUUCAAGGUAUGACUGCUCUUGUGACCGGUGGAGCGGGAGGAAUCGGGCAUGCCAUAGUAGAGGAGCUAGCCAGUUUUGGAGCCAAAGUCCAUGUAUGCGACAUAUCUGAAACGCUGCUCAGAGCAAAUUUAAGCGAAUGGGAAAAGAGAGGGUUUCAAGUGAGUGGUUCAAAAUGUGAUGUAUCCUCUCGUCCGGAGAGGGAAGCACUCAUGCAAACCGUGUCCUCGCUGUUUGAUGGCAAGCUCAACAUUCUUGUGAACAACGCUGGCGCGAUUCUCACAAAGCCAACUACAGAAUAUGUGGCAGAUGAUUUCUCUUUCCAUAUGUCAACAAAUCUGGAGUCUGCUUACCAUCUUAGCCAGCUUUCACAUCCUCUCCUAAAGGCUUCAGGCUCUGGAAACAUUGUUUUCAUUUCCUCUAUGGCAGGGGUUGUAUCAAUUAACUGUGGAUCCAUCUAUGGUUUAACCAAAGGAGCUCUGAAUCAGCUAGCAAGAAACUUGGCAUGUGAAUGGGCAAGAGAUGGAAUAAGAGCCAACGCUGUUGCUCCUAAUUUUAUCAACACUGCUCUGGCUCAACCUUUUCUUGGUGACAUCAAUUACAGAGAGGCACUGUUUAGUAGAACUCCACUUGGUCGCGCGGGAGAACCAAGAGAGGUUGCAUCACUUGUGGCUUUUUUGUGUCUACCUGCAGCUUCAUACAUAACUGGUCAGACCAUUUGUAUUGAUGGAGGUCUCACUGUAAAUGGCUUCUCCUAUCAACCACAUGCUUAAGCCAGGUUUUGUCUUGUGUGUGUUGUCAAACAAAUAAUAGCGUCGGUGCUAAUGCACAAAACAUACAAGAGUCUUGAAACGUCACCUUCCCUUUUGGUGUUUAUUAUUAUUAAUUCAAUAUCAUCUUUUAAGUUUGUACCCAAAAUAUGCUAGUUUUGCCA